Messenger RNA from Dermatophagoides pteronyssinus (European house dust mite), 1064 nucleotides. RefSeq lists its product as uncharacterized. Gene Ontology annotation, cellular component: membrane. The record is from RefSeq and is a predicted model, not a curated record. Lineage: Eukaryota; Metazoa; Arthropoda; Arachnida; Sarcoptiformes; Pyroglyphidae.
AGAAUUUGGUCAUUGUAUUCGGUGAAAAAUAUCCAGAAUUAUGGCCGGCAAAUACGACGUUGUGGUUACAGAUCACGAAAUAAUAGUGCGUCCAAUGAUAAUUCGAAACAUUUUUAUCCAAUGUUAUUCUCCGGUGUUUGUAUCGGUUGGCUUUCAAUUCACACAAUGUUCAGUGAAAAAAUAUCCAGAUGGAUUUCUGAUGAUAAAAACAAGCUACCGAUCGAACUAGAAGAAUUUAUCUCUGAUACAAUUCAAACAAGUCAACUAAAUGAAGCAUUGAAACAGAUAAUACCGGCAUCAUUUUAUUUAUCCAAGCAAAUUGAGCCAAUUACAUUGGGCACAUUUCAAACUCAUUCUGGUGCAUGCAUUUUGCUGCCAUUCUAUUUCCAAUACAAUACUGUUGACCAAAUAGAUGAUAGUUAUGUAUGCAAAGUACUCGGUCUUAAUUAUUCACAAUUGUGUGACCAUCACUCAGAUGAUGGAAAACCAAUGAUAGAGCAUUUGAAACAAUGUUUAAUCCUAUCGACAGAAGCUAAGCGUUUCGCUUUGACUUCUUUAUUACACAAUAAUGCAAUGCCAGCCGGAUUUUAUGCCGAUUGUUUUUCAUUAUUCAUUUUUCCAUUUUUGGCCAAUGAAUCGGCAAAUUUAUUACAAAAACGACUACGACAAAAAAAUCCUGUCAUUAAUCUAAUGGCAUCGAUGUUUGGUUAUUUUGCUUACUAUUUGAUUAAUCCGUGGUUCAAACAAACACAAACGCGUUAUGGUUACUGGUGUGUUUACAAAUACGAAUCAUCCGAUAUGCAAAAAGGUUGUCAAGAAUAUUUUGAUAAAUUGAUACGAUUACAAUCGAUACUAGCCACUUAUCAACAACAAUCAAAUUGGACGGAUCGUUUGAUUUGUAUGCUGAAACCAAGUACAUCCUACUCAAUGGUUGAUCAACAAAAUGAUUGUGGGCGAUUAGAAAAACUGGGUGAAAAUUUAGGCUGGUCAGAUUUGUUUUAAUUUGUAAAUAUUAUUAUUACUUAAAAAAAACAAUACAAAUUACUAAAACAACAUAAUAUUUA